CUCUGUCGGUGGAUAGUUUAGUCAAGUUUCUGAGUUGGUGAAGUAUUGCCGCGUUGUUGUAUCCGCGGGCGCGUUUGUUUACUUUUGUAAAGGACUUGAAUAACUAUGGAACUUACAUAGACAGGUUGUUUUCAAGUGAUGUGAUUGAAGCAGUGUUUUAAUUGGUACUGUUGUAUUUUAAUUCGUUAAAAUGGAGAUGAGGCGAUUAUUUUGGACUGUAUUUUUGGGAGUUUUAUGCAGAGCGGAGGCGGGUAUGAUUGGUGAUCAGUGCGACUGGACUGGCAGCGGCCUAACAUCAACGACGGAGCGUGGAGUGACACCUGUGUACCUGCGAUGCAGAGAAGGCACCAUCUCAUGGAUGUACCCUCGAGGAGCCCUACGCCUCAUCUUACGACCUCCUCUACCUGGCGACGAGAAGGAUUUCAAGAUCUGCAUCAGGGUCAUAAGGCGACCAGACCCGCCUGAUCUAUUCCAUACACUGCGACUUAAUGAUACAGAAGUCGCUGAGCGGUUCCCUGCGCGUCUAUUUGUGGAAGGCGCGCGAAGAUUAGUUCCUUUGUAUGCGCCGAAUGAUGGCGAUCCAAGGGAACUGCGGUGCUUCCGAGGCAGACACGGAGGUGCUGCGAUAUAUGUGGAAGCCGAACCAGAAGACGGUCCUCAAAGGAGAGAAGCCACCUUCAAGUAUGAAGCGCGGCCCCUAGUCCGGAGGCACUACGACCCAAACACUGCAGAUUGCAGACCUUGCUCAGAUUCGGAACUAGAGCUCGCCUUCUGCACCAGCGACCUCGUAUCGCGAGGAGUGAUCGUGAUGAGUGAACCCCGUGAGGACCUGGACACUACGCAGCUCACUCUACGAGUCACUAAGCUCAUCCGAGCCACCUCCGAAGCAGAGAGCAAAGACAAGCCUGACUUGGAAGACGAUGAAUAUUAUAGAUACGACGUAGACAACACACUAGAGCGCACUACACACCGCAACCAUAGAAGGCGGAAAGUGCGCAGCUUACACGCGCAUGUGCACGUUUCAUCCGUGUGCGGGGCGUCUGCGGGCGCUGGAGAGUUUCUCAUCAUGGCGAGACGACGAUUGGGAAGGUACUCCCUAGUCUGCGCUCCUAGGAUAGAAGACUGGAUGGAACUUGUCAAAAGAAGAAACGCUGACGGCACAGCCUACUGCUUGCUACAGCAUUAGUCGUUGGGAAAUCAAGUGUUGUGAUUGGUUAAAAUCAGUGAUGACUUUGAUGCGAUUGGUCGCUUUAAUGGACUUGGAUGUAAAUUGUUGGUUUGUUAGAUAUGUCUCGAAUGAAACAGUGAAGCAUUGUUUUGUUCGAAUCCUAUAUAGAUGUUAGUUUAUUAUGUAACUGCUUGCCAUACAAUCAGCUUGCGUUCUAAUGCAAUAUUGUACAAAAAAAUCUAAUCUUUAUUUAUGUAUCAAAUGUUUAUAUUUACUGUAAAUGUUGUAUUGUAGAUUUUUAAAGGGAAUGUGGUCCAGAGUGCCAAAAUAUAUAAGAUCUUCAGUUAGAUGUAAGGUCGAUCUCAACUGUGUACAUAUUAUGUUUAAGUGGGAUUAAGAAAGCCAUAUUAAUUAAGUUCCGUAAUUAUAAACGUAAUAUAUUGCAGUUUAAGUGUGAUUCAGAACAGAUUUAUUUUUAUUUUUUUAAUAUAAAUAUGCUGACUUGGUGCCACUCUGUUGUCUGAUUAAAGGUGCUUUGAAACGGGUAAUAUUUUUAAAAUAUUUGAGGGCGAUUCUAUAGUCGACAAUAUACAUUGACUUGCAAUAUUGCACACAUUGACUUGCAAUAUUGCACACAUUGACUUUCAACAUUGCACACAUUGACUUGCAAUAUUGCACAUAUUGACUUUCAACAUUGCACACAUUGACUUGCAAUAUUGCACAUAUUGACUUUCAACAUUGCACACAUUGACUUGCAAUAUUGCACAUAUUGACUUUCAACAUUGCACACAUUGACUUGCAAUAUUGCACAUAUUGACUUUCAACAUUGCACACAUUGACUUGCAAUAUUGCACAUAUUGACUUUCAACAUUGCACACAUUGACUUGCAAUAUUGCACAUAUUGACUUUCAAUACGGCACAUAUUGACUUGCAAUAUUGCACACAUUGACUUGCAAUAUUGUGCAUAUUGCCUUGCAAUAUUGUGCCAUUCAUUCAAACAUUUUACUAUCGUUUAUGGCCAGCAUUACAGCUAGAUAUUUCAGAAAAAUAUUGCCUUUUUAAAAGCACCUUGAAAGGCAAACUGGAAUUGUUUUAAAAUAUACUUAUAACAUCUAUAAAGAUUCUAUUGUCAGUUGAAGAAACAAUGCAUAUCAAGCUACUCCAAGCUGUUUAGAUUUUGAAACUUUUACCUUUGAAAUAAAGUCGAAAAUCUAUUGCAAAACUUGAUAGCUUGAAGUGCAUCAUCCGUAUAUAGAGAAAAUUAUUCUACAUAGUUAAUAAAAUGUCUUCUUUAGCGCUUCCAUAAAUGAGACCUAUCUAUAUUUUUAUAUAGCUUUUAUAACGGACAAAUAUAAAUACCAGCCUAUGUGAAUAGUUUAGUAAUAUAUUUUGUACAAACAUUUUAAGUUUAGUUGUCAACAUGUGAUAUAGUUUACAACGAUUAUGUUAAAUGCCUAUUGUAUAUACGAGAAUAUAACAAUACAUAGUGUUUAUAAUAUACAUAACUACAUAUUAUUUUAUGUAAUACAAGAAAAAGCUGUUGAAUAAAAUAGUUCAAAAAUUA
Spodoptera litura is the source of this 2732-nucleotide messenger RNA. Its product is annotated as meteorin-like protein. The record is from RefSeq and is a predicted model, not a curated record. Gene Ontology annotation, molecular function: hormone activity. NCBI's taxonomy places the organism in Eukaryota, Metazoa, Arthropoda, Insecta, Lepidoptera, Noctuidae.